AUGGCUCCCUCGACUACCCUUUCAGAAACGACAGACUCGCAUACACCAGCAGCGAAACGUCCUGCAAUGUCCCUUCUUCCUGCCUUCGAGCCUCUCUCCUCCUCGCCGGCACUACCGAGACCGCUGAAGCGUAGCCGAGAGAUCUUCGAGCCCGCGACAUAUCCCACGCCCGUCCCUACUUCUUCUACUCAUAUCCUCUCGUCGUCACCUUCUCGCAUUCCGAAUGCAGGAGUUGAUCCUGCAAGACCUUCUUCGACUCUAUCAGAACGUACACCGCUUGGUACGGUUCCCUCAAUUCAGCUGAGUGUUGAAGGCAAGGUCACGCGUAUGGGAAGGUCGAGUGCUUCUUGUAACUACCAACUUUCUGCAAACCGCUUGAUCUCUCGCGUCCACGUUGAAGCCUGCUAUAAAGGUGCCAGUUCGCGCCUCGAACGUGAGCGUGUCGAGAUAACAUGUACGGGCUGGAACGGCAUCAAAAUACAUUGCAAGGGUCGGGUAUAUGAGGUCAAGAAGGGAGAAACUUUUUCGUCUGAUGUCCGGGAUGCCGAGAUUAUGGUCGAUGUGCACGACAGUCGUGUGGUUAUCCAGUGGCCUCCAAAGCAACGUCUGGGUGCUAUUUCAUCCGACGAGGAAGAUGAGGAAGCGUCCCCAACCAAACGACAACGAGUAAUGCUUCGCCAUUCAACCCCUCCCAGCCCUAGUCCUUUGCAGACUCGACGUCAGCCUGUAUCGCCUGUCUCACCGUCACCGGCUGUUCAAGCACUGUUACCAUCGUCUCCACCCCUUGGUACUAGCCGAAUUCUUGAGACUGUCGAGAUAUAUGAAGACCCAGAACCUGCCCAAGAGACCAACAACACCGUCGAUGCUGCACAGGUAUCACAAGCGACCCAAGCACUGACAGAAAGUGUCCAGAAUCCCACGAUCAAUCAAACCGCCGUCUCUAGCAUAAGCGAAGACUUUUCUGAUAAUGAUGAAGAAAACGACCCCAUCAUCCAUUCAUUUGGACCUUUCGGUGCAAAUCUACUGCCCCGAAUGGCAUCUUUUACUGCAGGGGAUUCCCCCACCCCGGCCGAUUCCAACAAAAGUUCCCGGUCGUCGCACACGGAACCUUUGCAUCCAAAUCCAGGCCCAGCAGUAAUCAAGAAAGAAUUGCCAAAAGUUGAUAUCAGGGGACACAUCAUCAACCAACUUGCGUUUUCAAGAUUGUCAUCCACGCCGUGGUCGAUCAUCUUGAGCCACUUGCCAUCUGAAGCAGGAUCGUUGUCAAUUAACGAAAUCAAGCAGGCAGUCAGAGAAACCCCAUGUAUUGGCGAGGUCGCGAGAGAAGGUAAAGAUGCUGCGGGCAAGCCACUGGAGAGUGAAUUAUAUUACAUCCCUGAUCUCGACGAAGAUGAAAAGAGGAGGGAAGCUGUUGUCAAUGAUCUAAGAAAACCAGGACUUCGAGCGUGUCGCAAGCAGCAUAAACAAUACUUUUGGCGCAAACCGAAAUAG
Messenger RNA from Exophiala spinifera, 1491 nucleotides. RefSeq lists its product as uncharacterized. The record is from RefSeq and is a predicted model, not a curated record. The transcript is spliced from 2 exons. Gene Ontology annotation, molecular function: protein binding. The coding region runs from base 1 to 1491 and encodes 496 amino acids. NCBI's taxonomy places the organism in Eukaryota, Fungi, Ascomycota, Eurotiomycetes, Chaetothyriales, Herpotrichiellaceae.